Molecule: messenger RNA, 1371 nt
Organism: Acanthosepion pharaonis
Lineage: Eukaryota; Metazoa; Mollusca; Cephalopoda; Sepiida; Sepiidae
Source: the annotation of a GenBank genome assembly
AUGUCCUCGUCCUCUCUCUCUCUCUCUCUCUCUCUCUCUCUCUCUCUCUCUAGAAUUCUUCUUCUUCUUCUUCUUCUUCUUCUUCUUCUUCUUCUUCUUCUUCAGAUUGCAAAACUAUCAUCUUUCUCUUUUACCUCUCUUUCUUCUUUCUCUCCUACCCUCUGUCUCUCUUUCUCCCUCCCCUCUCUCUCUCUCGCUGUAUGUCUGUCUAUCUCUUUCUCUGUGUCUGUAUCUUUCUCUGUCUCUCUUGCUCUCUCUCUCACUCUCUCUUUGUCUCCCUGUCUUUCUCUUCUUCAUCUCUUUAUAUCUAUCUCUAUCUCAGUCUCUUCAUAUCUAUCUAUCUAUCUAUCUAUCUAUCUAUCUAUCUAUCUAUCAGUUCAUCAGUUUGAACAAGAGACUACGAAACUCAUUCACAUCUAUCUAUCUAUCUCAGUCGAUUCGCAUCCAUCUAUCUAUCUAUCUAUCUAUCUAUCUAUCUAUCUAUCUUUCCCAGUCUCAUUCACAUCUAUCUAUCUAUCUAUCUAUCUAUCUAUCUAUCAGUUCAUCAGUUUGAACAAGAGACUACGAAACUCAUUCACAUCUAUCUAUCUAUCUAUCUAUCUAUCUAUCUAUCUAUCUAUCUCAGUCGAUUCGCAUCUAUCUAUCUAUCUAUCUAUCUAUCUUUCCCAGUCUCAUUCACAUCUAUCUAUCUAUCUAUCUAUCUAUCAGUUCAUCAGUUUGAACAAGAGACUACGAAACUCAUUCACAUCUAUCUAUCUAUCUAUCUCAGUCGAUUCGCAUCUAUCUAUCUAUCUCAGUCGAUUCGCAUCCAUCUAUCUAUCUAUCUAUCUAUCUAUCUAUCCCAGUCUCAUUUACAUCUAUCUAUCUAUCUAUCUAUCUAUCUAUCAGUUCAUCAGUUUGAACAAGAGACGACGAAACUCAUUCACAUCUAUCUAUCUAUCUCAGUCGAUUCGCAUCCAUCUAUCUAUCUAUCUAUCUAUCUAUCUAUCUAUCUAUCUAUCUAUCUCAGUCGAUUCGCAUCUAUCUAUCUAUCUCAGUCGAUUCGCAUCCAUCUAUCUAUCUAUCUAUCUCAGUCGAUUCGCAUCUAUCUAUCUAUCUCAGUCGAUUCGCAUCUAUCUAUCUAUCUAUCUAUCUAUCUAUCUAUCUAUCUAUCUAUCCUCUCCGUCUCAUUCACAUCUAUCUAUCUAUCUAUCUAUCUAUCUAUCUAUCUAUCUAUCUAUCUCAAUAUAUAUUGCGGCUUCUUUCUUUCUUUCUUUCUUUCUUUCUUUCUUUCUUUCUGAUAUUAUAGACAGAUGCAACAACCAUAUAUUCAGUGUCUAUACCUUCUUCGGUAAACAUAAUAUCAACCGAAUUAAAGCACUGAAACUGUGA